GGCGUAGGUGUGAGCAUUGAUCAAUAUGCUAGCUGCUGGUUGGUGAUUUAAGAUUCCAAUAUUUUUCGUUAGUUAUUGAUGUCUGAAAAUUAUUUAGAAUACAAAUAACUUUGAAAACUUCAAAUUGGAUUUUAUGUUCAUAAAAUAUUAUUAAUCCGUAAUUGUCGAACUCUACUUUGGAAUUAUUAUUAAUUCCCACUCUUAAAAAUAUUUUUUUUUUAGUAAUAAUUAAACGGGACCAAAAAUGUUCCUAUUAAUGUCGAUAUAUUAAAACGCAUUUCAAAUAUUAGCUGCUACGCCGAGGCUGUACGAGUAGUGCGCGUAGAGGCGCUGAAAGGCGCGCGGCCGUGGGCGAUCCCGCGAUCCGGGGGCGGGAGUGAGCCCGGGCUCUAGUCCCGCGCCGGCCGCCAAACCGAUCGCCGCCUCACCGACUUCCCGCACCCCACACUAGUGAUGUGACCGUAUCGCGUAAAACAACGCGUAUUGUUUGUGACGCUGUCGUGUUUGUGAAUGAGUGAAGCUGUGUGACCUUAUUGCUGUUCGUGAAUUUUAUUGCCGAAUAAAUAUUUAUAAUAUGUCGGAGCCUGCCGUAUCGCCUGAUAAAAAUACGAACAAAACUUACUAAACCAAAAAGUAUGCCAAAAGGCUAAAACCGUUCUACAAUGUCGAGUAUCUGAUAUAGAAUCAUUAACUGAACUGCUCCGUGAAGUAUGCAAAAGUUAAUAACUUGUAGUGUUUUGGUGUGGAAGUGAGAUCACUAAGCGUGGUGGGUGUGAUACAGGGUGUUAUUACAUGGUGUAGUCGGGCAUGCGAACGGCUUGAAUAAAGCGGAUGUGAGGGAUGCGGGGGCGCGGCGUGUGACAGCGCGCGGGCAGCUAGCGGCGCGGGCGGAUGCGGCGAGCCAGCGUGUACAGCGUGAGCGAGGGGCUGGAGCGGUGCGCCUGUGCUAGGUAGCGAGGGCGCGGGCGCGGGUGCGGCUGCGGGUACCAUGGCCGGCUGAUGGAGCCGGGCUGGUGGUCGCCAUCGCCGUCGGCCUCGCCGCCGCCGCCGCCCCGCGCCCCGCCGCCGCGCUGCCGCUGCCGACACCCCUAUUCAACUAGCUAUACCUGCUUGCCGCAUUAUGAUGGUUGGCCAGACGGUGAGGAAGAGUCGUCAGGUGGAGCUCUGCGCGAGCGCGAGUUGCGGUCUCUGCACCGCACCGUGCCUGCGCUGCGACGUCGCGAGCUUGACACGCGAGCUAUCAAGCAUCACUUUUAUCCCGAGGGCGGCUGGGGAUGGAUCGUGUGUGGAGCUGCUUUCCUGGCUCAUCUCCUGUCCACCGGUCUGCAGCUAGCCUACGGAGCGCUACACGUCUAUGCUCUCAGACACCUCGGACCUUCUGCUGAUCACGCCGUGUGGGCGGGAGCGAUAUGUGUCGGGGUGUCGCGUGCCGCGGGUGCCUUGGUAGCCGGGCGCAGGCGUUCGCCGCGACUCGUGGCUCUGCUCGGCGGACUGUUGCUGCCUCUCGCCUGCCUCUUCACGUCAUUCGCAACGCAACUCCAUCAGACCUUACUUAGUUACGGUGUGGUCCUGGGUGUGGGGUGUGGCUUGGUCCGCGAGGCGGCCGGCCUGGUCCUCGGUGCGUACUUCAGGAGACGGAGACAGUUCGUCGAGCUGGUGGCGCACGCCGGUGGUGGAGUCGGGAUCGCACUGUUUAGUGUCGCUUAUAAGGAAGCCGUAGGGAAACUAGGUUGGCGUUUGGGUUUACAAGCUGUGACCGGCGUGUUAGUUUUAGCGUUUUUUCUCAGCGGCGUGUACAGAAGCGCUUCUCUUUAUCACCCACAACGCCGCGCUAUCCUACACCUCAAGAAUCAACGGCGAAAGGUCAAAGAAAAAAAGAUACUAAAGAGAUCUCCGUUUAUCGAUUUAAGUCCACUUCGCUCUCGACCAGCCAAAGUUCUGUUAUUGGCUGCCGGAUUAGCAGCUUUUGGACUUUACACUCCCGUCUUUUUUCUGGCUUUACAAGGUUUCGAAGAAGGCCUAGAGGAGAGUGCUCUGGUGUUGCUGCAGACGUUUCUGGGGUUCGCUGCGGUGCUCGGUUGUGCCGGCUUUGGGCUCGUGCUGGUGCGACCGUCAGCGCAGUGCCUCGUCUCCAAGCAAUACCUUUGUCAAACGGCUAUGCUGGGCAUAGGUAUAUCGAUGCUUGCUCUGAGCAGCGUGGAAGGUUAUCACGGCUACGUGCUCUUCGCGUGGAUGUACGGACUUUGUUUGGGAGGAUUUUUGUAUUCAAUAAAGAUGCUUACGAUGGAACGUGUCCGAGGCCGACAUUUUACAAAAGUUUGGGGAUUUGUACAAGGAGCAGAAGCUAUUCCUGUCAUGGUAGGAGUACCAGUGACGGGAUAUAUCAAUCAGCAAGUGCCAAGAGCAGGGUUCUAUUUCUCGACGGCAGCCACUCUGGCCGGUGCUUUACUUUUAUUCUUCGUUGGGUUCUCUAAGAGAGAACCGGAGCCUCCGCCGCCGGCGCCCGCGCCGACGCUGGUGGAGGCGUGUCCGUGUGUGUCGCCGCCGCCGCGCUGCGAGCCGGCGUGGUGCGCCUGCAGCGCCGGCGGGGCCACGGCCUAUUGCGCCUGGCCGGGCCCGGCGUGCGGCUCCCGGCUGCCCAAGUCCCUGUCGUACGCGGCGCCGCUGGACCGCGCGUGCUGCUCGGCGGCGCACUGCCCGGACUGCUACCGGCGCGCGCCGCCGCUGCGCCCGUCGCGCAGCGUGCCGGAGGGCCUGGCCACCCGCGGCGCCAUGUGGAGCCGCGGCGGCUCGUGCCGGCCCACCUGCCGCCGCCGCGAGCACCACCUCAUAGAACAAAUCACCACCUCCGUAUGAUACUAACUCCGCGACAAUAGUGCGCGAUUAUAUCAUAAGAUAACUUUUAUUUAGAGACUAUGAAGGAAUUGUGUAAAUAAAUAAUUGUUUACGUAGAGAAUGACCUAUCUAAUUAUUAAAGUGAUUCUGCAGUGAUAGAUUAAUCAAUGAAGCAAUAAAAUGGAAUCAAAGAACAAUACCUGAAAAACUUACCUCAACGAACAAUACUGAUAUUUUCCUUUUACCUAUCAUUCAUGCCGCAAACAACUGAAACAUUAUUUAUUAUUUGGCAUGCGCAAAUAGCUAUAGAACCGAUGGCUAACAACGGGCUGUAACCAUAUUUGCUUGUUAUCGAACGAUUCAAACAUACCAAUCAGGAGAGUAGCAAGUUAAUUGUAAAAUAAAAUAUAGCUCAUUUUUCCUACUUCUUAAAGUACUCGUGGGACCUUUGUCGUAGUCAAAUAUUCAUAUUUUAUAAUGUAGACCACCACUUUUGAAUCAUAAAUCUUCAAUCUUUGUGUCAUGUUUACCUCUUGUCUGAAACUAUAUUAAAUAAUUAUAUUUAUUGUUUUGUCAUACUAACUGAGAAGUAAAAUAUAGUACCUUGAAGAGUAUAAAUAACAUUGAUGUUAUAUUUAUGAAUUAAUAAAAAUAGUCUGUUUGUUGAAAACAAAGUCAAUUUUAGCGAUCACAUUACUGGUUUAAGGAGAUGAGUUAGAUAGUUUCGUUCUAUUACUGUUACGAGUAUUGUUUAGAUGUAACUAAUUAUAUUUUGACGUUACGAGAUUUGUUGUUUUUGUACCAAAGUGUGAUUUACAGUUUUGGUAAUAAAUAAAGAAUUAAGAGUUUUAGCAUA
Messenger RNA from Trichoplusia ni (cabbage looper), 3691 nucleotides. RefSeq names its product monocarboxylate transporter 4-like. The record is from RefSeq and is a predicted model, not a curated record. Bases 1000 to 2856 code for a protein of 618 amino acids. Gene Ontology annotation, molecular function: monocarboxylic acid transmembrane transporter activity. The transcript has 12 exons. Gene Ontology annotation, biological process: transmembrane transport. NCBI's taxonomy places the organism in Eukaryota, Metazoa, Arthropoda, Insecta, Lepidoptera, Noctuidae.